CCUCCUCCUCCUCCUCCUCCUCCAUCUCCUCCACCUCCGCCUCCUGAGCCUGUCCACGGAGAGGUCCACAGUGUCCCCGCUGCCCCCCCCGAGACUGAAGACCCACAGGUAGGUCAAGCCCCGCAGGAGGCACGGCGCCAAACCGUCGGUGCGAUAUGAGAGGCCCCUGGCCGACUCCUGAGCGCGGCGAGGGGCCGACGCAGGCGGUGUGAUGCAGAUGAUUGAGCAGAUCAUCGCAGAUGCCAAGAGCAUGGAGUCUGCCACUGUGCGUGACGAGGAGGACGCGCAGAAGGCCUACGAGGAUUUCGUGAAGGAGACCAACUCGUCCCUCGAGGCCAAGGGCGCGGAGAUCAUCAACAAGUCGGAGGAGAAGGCCAAGGCCGAGGCUGAGCUUGUUGAGACGAAGGACACCGAGGCAAUGGAGUCCGCGUUGCUGGAGCUGGAGCAGCUGUCCAAUUACAACGCGCAGCUGCACCAGAGCUGCGACUUUGUCCUUAAGAAUUUCGACUUGCGGCAGACGGGCCGGGACGAGGACCCAGAGAUCGAGGCUCUCAGGCAGGCCAAGGCGAUCCUCUCCGGCGCCGACUUCUCGGAGUUCUUGCAGAUGGCCUGAGUCUUCCUCUGAUCGCGGCCACCGGGCGACCGCCAGCACGCCAGCGAUAGUGUUGAAGGUUUUCGGGCGUCCUUGGGGUGUCCCCGUCCUUCCAUAAAAUCGAAGGCUCGGGCCCCUUGUAAGAACAUUCAUGGCCUCGGAAGGUCGCCCUCUACCGCCCUUGUGAUUGCGCUGUGUUCAGUACGACGCCGAAGGACGAACAAAAG
Prorocentrum cordatum is the source of this 819-nucleotide messenger RNA. The record is from the annotation of a GenBank genome assembly. NCBI's taxonomy places the organism in Eukaryota, Dinophyceae, Prorocentrales, Prorocentraceae.